Vitis vinifera (wine grape) is the source of this 2486-nucleotide messenger RNA. Its product is annotated as protein SPEAR2. Gene Ontology annotation, molecular function: DNA-binding transcription factor activity. The record is from RefSeq and is a predicted model, not a curated record. NCBI's taxonomy places the organism in Eukaryota, Viridiplantae, Streptophyta, Magnoliopsida, Vitales, Vitaceae. The transcript is spliced from 5 exons. The coding region runs from base 732 to 2102 and encodes 456 amino acids.
UUUGAGAAAGAUGGAAUGGGUGAAAUGUGGAUGGAGGGGGAUGAGGGAGAGAAAGGAAGGAAAAGGGGUGGAAGUUGAGGAGAGAGGUGGCCCACAGUGGGGGGCAAUAAAGCUGCAAGACAGCCAGAGAUGCCUUUAAAUACAACAAACAGGCAAAGAUGACAUUGCCUAUCAAUACUGGCUGUUAACUCCAUUUGGAACUGCAAAAACAUAAUUCAGAGAGAGAGGGAGAGGGAGAGGAGAGAGGAGAGAGGAGAGAAGGGAGAGGGAGGGAGAGAGCUUUGUUGAGAGUGGGUCUAGGAGUGAAAGGAGGAGGGAGUGGAGCGAGGAUUUGGGCGAGAAAUGGGAGAGAAAAAUAUAUUCAGAGUGCUUAGAUUUGCAUGGUUUGAAUUUUAAAAAAAGAAGGUUUUUUUUUUUUUUUUGGUGGUGUGUGGGUGGAUGGGUGUGUGUUUGAUUUCAUCAUCUCUCUCUCAGACAAACAACUGUGUUUGAGAAAAAUCAGGAACCCAUCAGAUACUCACUUUCUUUCUCUAUCUACCUACAAUCUUUGCUGAAAAAUUGGCUGGGCUUGUGGGGGUUGUUCCUCUCUGCUCUAUAAGUUUUGCCAAUCUUGACUUGCACAAGUUGAGAGAUUUUAGAUUUGGGUCUCUCCCUGAAACUCUGCAUUUGGGUUUGUUUGAAAGUUUUGAAAGUUUCUUGUUAUGUACACAUUUUGAUGGCAUUGAAGAAGAAUGGCACAGGAGGAGCAAAACCAUAGGUGUAGUGGGAGUAGCAGUGGCGGUGGUGGAGGAGGAGGAGGAGGAGGAAGGCCCAGCAAAAAGCCAAAACAGAAGAAAAUCCCACAGAGGGGACUUGGUGUGGCACAGCUUGAGAAAAUUAGAUUGGAAGAACAAAACAAGAAAAACAGUCCUGCUGCAUUUUUCUCAGAUUCCUCCACCUUAUCCUCAUCCAACCCUUCAUAUUCAUCACUCUCACUCCCCAAUUACCACCACUCCCACUCUUCCUCAUUAAUCCCUUUUCCUUCUCCCUCCCCACCCAAUCUUCAUUCCCCGACCUCUCAAUUUAGGCCCCCAAAUAUAGAUGUUGCCCACUCAAACACUGUUCCAUUGCCCAACCCAAUCUCCAAUGGGGGAUUUAAGAUUGGGUUUUCGCCUUCCAUACCAGUCUCUGGCCAUGGACAUGUUCCCAAAUUGUGGAACCAUGAGUUAAAUCUUGAGGGGGAGAAUCCUAGAGUGGAUCAUGGGCUAGUUUUUCAGCCGCCUUAUGAAUCAAACCCCAUUUGGCCUCUCCCUACUCUGAUGCAAAGGGCACAACCAUAUCAGCAACCUUCUUCUUCAAUGGUCAAUGUCUCAUCAGGAACUUCAUCAUCACCUAUACCAAAUUUUCAGAUAGAGCCCCCUUCAAACCAAAGCUAUUAUGGCAACAACUACACAUCCAUGUGGCCAGAGGAAGAGAAGAUGGUUGGGGUGAAGAGGCCAUACCCAUUCUCUCUGGACAAUCCACCAGGCCCCUCUUUCAACUCCAAAUUUCCUACCUUUGAUGCUCCUAUAAGAUCAGAUGAAUCAGCUUCAUAUGGAAAUGGAGGCACAUUCAUUUUGGAUGUCGGAAAUGCCAUUUUCAGAGAAGGCCCUUCAUGCUCAACUUCAUUGUCUGAAAUUGAAUCAAAGAAAGGCAUUAGAGAAAAUGGGGGUUCCAAUGGGGACUUUCUCACAUUGGCACCUCCCUCCAUCACUUCACCACACCCAAAUACAAGAUCAAAGCAGCCUCCUGGUCAUCCAGCCUACUACAACAAAGACUCCUCCGAAUUCGAGUCCUUGCCCUACCAAGUAAAGCUCAAACAACACAAUCCCGCCUUCCAUUUCCCAACCCCUUUUCCAACUCCCAAUCUCAUUAUCUCCAAUUCUUGUUUUAAGGGAAACACGGGCGACCCAAUUAGGCCGCACCCAACAGGGCCACUCCAGCAUCAGCAGCAGUGGCAGCAGCUGCCUUUCUACAAUUUCCUGCAGCCGGCAAACCCGCAAAAUGGCCCAGCAGCAACCAGUUCAAGCAAUUGCAAUGGUGGGGAAGUAGGAGGAAGUGUUGACCUCAACCUAAAGUUGUAAAUGGCUUGUCCUAGCCAAAGGCAAUUUCUGGUGGUACCUUGAUAGUUCUUUCUCUGCAUUAAGCCAUUCUAGGAUGGUUCUCUUCUAUCUUUUGUGUUCUAUAUGACUUAGCAGUAGAGUAGACACCUUGAGUUUGAAAAAGACCCCAAAAUCUUGAGCAUGUAAGGAUGAUAAAAGAAACAAAAAGGGGUUGUAGAUUUGCUUGUUUGGAUUCUUGGGCUCUCUCUCUCUUUCUUUUUCUUUUUCUUUUUUUCUUUUUUUUGAGAUUAUGGUGAAGUUUAAUGGAUAUGUGUAUUUUGUGUUUGGUUUUGGUUGGUGGGUGAGUGAGGGAUUCACAUUCACUCCAUUGGUAACAAACUUUUUGCAUGUGGACUUGUGGGAUUC